GGCGGCGGGAUGGGCACGGCGGCGGCGGCGGCCGGCGGCCGGCCCUGAGCCGCCCCUGCGGCCCGGCCAGCCCCGCUGCGGCCCGGGGAGCCCUGCCCCGGCCCGGGCAGCCCUGCCCCGCCCCGGCCGGGCCGCCCGGCGGGCGGAAGAUGCUGCGCACCGGGGGCCGGUAGUACUAUGAUUUGGUAUGUGGCCGCUUUGGUAGCAAGUGUGCUCGGCGCCCGCGGGCUGCCCGUCCAAGGUGCCCACGGCUCAAGGGAGGAACCCGAGUUUGUGACCGCUCGCGCUGGCGAGAGCGUGAUCCUGGGAUGCGACGUCAUCCACCCGCUCACGGGGCAGCCCCCUCCCUAUGUCGUGGAGUGGUUCAAGUUUGGCGUCCCCAUCCCCAUCUUCAUCAAGUUUGGGUUUUACCCUCCCCAUGUGGACCCAGAAUAUGCAGGCCGGGCCAGCCUCCACGACAAGGCGUCGCUGCGCAUUGACCAGGUGCGCUGGGAGGACCAGGGCUGGUACGAGUGCAAGGUGCUCAUGCUGGACCAGCAGUACGACACCUUCCACAACGGCAGCUGGGUGCACCUCACCGUCAACGCUCCCCCCACGUUCACGGAGACGCCGCCGCAGUACGUGGAGGCCAAGGAAGGCAGCAGCGUCACCUUGACGUGCAUGGCCUUCGGCAACCCCAAGCCCGUGGUCACCUGGCUCCGGGAGGGAGAGCUGCUGGGAGCCGAUGGCAAGUACCAGGUGAGCGACGGGAGCCUGACGGUGCUCUCGGUGAGCCGGGAGGACAGAGGCGCCUACACGUGCCGGGCGUACAGCAUCCAGGGGGAGGCCGUCCACACCACCCGCCUGCUCGUCCAAGGACCCCCCUUCAUCGUUUCCCCUCCGGAGAACAUCACGGUCAACAUCUCCCAGGAUGCGCUGUUCACCUGCCAGGCCGAGGCGUACCCCGGCAACCUCACCUACCUGUGGUACUGGGAGGAGGAGAACGUCUACUUCAAGAACGACCUGAAGUUGAGGGUCCGGAUCCUGAUUGACGGGACGCUGAUCAUCUUCCGGGUCAAACCAGAGGAUGCGGGAAAAUACACCUGUAUCCCCAGCAACAGCCUCGGCCGCUCGCCGUCAGCCUCUGCCUACCUGACAGUGCAGUAUCCUGCCCGCGUGGUGAAUAUGCCCCCCGUCAUUUACAUUCCCAUCGGGAUACACGGAUACAUCCGCUGUCCGGUUGAGGCAGAGCCGCCGGUCACUCUGGUCAAGUGGAACAAAGACGGACGUCCCCUGCGAGUCGAAAAGUACUCUGGCUGGAACCUGCUGGAAGAUGGGUCAAUCCGAAUAGAGGAGGCAACCGAAGACGCUCUCGGCACUUACACCUGUGUGCCUUAUAACGCCCUGGGUACGAUGGGCCAGUCUCCCCCUGCCCGACUGGUACUGAAGGACCCCCCCUAUUUCACGGUGCUACCAGGCUGGGAGUACAGACAGGAGGCAGGGAGGGAGCUGUUGAUUCCUUGUGCUGCUGCGGGAGACCCCUUUCCUAUCAUCGCCUGGAGAAAGGUAGGGAAGCCCAGCAGGAGCAAGCACAACACGCUGCCCGGCGGCACCCUGCAGAUCCGCUCCCUCGGCAAGGACGACCACGGCGAGUGGGAGUGCGUCGCCACCAACGUCGUCGCAAGCAUUACUGCCAGCACUCAUCUUACAGUCGUAGGCACAAGCCCUCAUGCCCCGACCGGCGUGCAUGUUGUGGUUGCCAUGACCUCUGCCAACGUCUCCUGGGAGCCCGGCUACGACGGCGGAUACGAGCAGACUUUCUCAGUUUGGUACGGCCCUCUGGUGAAGAGAGCACAGUUUGGACCCCACGAUUGGCUGUCUCUUCCUGUACCAGCUGGUUCCAGUUGGCUAGUGGUGGAUACCUUAGAACCAGAGACUGCAUACCAGUUCAGUGUCUUGGCUCAAAACAAGCUGGGCACCAGCUCCUUCAGUGAGGUGGUCACUGUGAACACUCUAGCAUUCCCUGUAACAACUCCAGAGCCUCUGGUGUUGGUUACCCCACCGAGGUGCCUAACAGCCAACCGGACACAGCAAGGCGUCCUCUUGUCGUGGCUUCCUCCUGCUAACCACAGCUUUCCCAUCGACCGCUACAUCAUGGAGUUCCGCGUCGCGGAGAGGUGGGAGAUCUUGGAUGAUGGCAUCCUAGGGACCGAGAGCGAGUUUUUUGCCAAGGACUUGUCCCAGGACACCUGGUACGAGUUCCGGGUCCUGGCAGUCAUGCAGGAUCUUAUCAGCGAACCCAGUAACAUUGCCGGUGUGUCCAGUACAGACAUAUUCCCUCCGCCUGACCUGACGGAAGAAGGUUUAGCCCGCCCGGUGCUGGCUGGCAUCGUCGCCACCAUCUGCUUCCUGGCUGCUGCCAUCCUCUUCAGCACACUCGCUGCCUGCUUCGUCAACAAGCAACGCAAACGGAAACUCAAGCGCAAGAAAGACCCUCCUCUCUCGAUAACCCACUGCAGGAAGAGUUUGGAGUCCCCGUUGUCUUCCGGCAAGGUGAGUCCCGAGAGCAUCCGCACGCUCCGUCCCCCCUCGGAGUCCUCCGACGACCAAGGCCCGCAGGCCAAGCGGAUGCUGAGCCCCACCAAGGAGAAGGAACUGUCCCUUUACAAGAAGACCAAGAGGGCCAUUAGCAGCAAGAAGUACAGCGUCUCCAAGGCCGAGGCCGAAGCCGAGGCCACGACCCCCAUCGAACUCAUCAGCCGCGGGCCGGACGGCCGCUUCGUGAUGGACCCGGCGGAGAUGGAGCCCUCUCUGAAGACGCGCCGGAUCGAGGGCUUCCCGUUCGUGGAGGAGACGGACAUGUACCCCGAAUUCCGGCAGUCGGACGAGGAGAACGACGACCCCAUCGUCCCCGCCUCCGUCACGGCCCUCAAAUCCCAGCUCACCCCUCUCUCUUCCAGCCAGGAGUCCUACCUUCAGCCACCAGCAUACAGUCCCCGGUUCCACCGGGCCUUGGAGGGCACCGGCGCCCUCGAGAGCCACCUGCAGGCCACCGGCCAGGCCCGCCCGCCCGCCCCCCGGGCUUUCCACCAAGGCCAGUUUUACGGUUACCUCAGCAGCAGCAGCCCCGGGGAGGUGGACCCGCCGCCCUUCUACAUGCCGGAAGUCAGCCCGCUGAGCUCUGUCAUGUCCUCCCCGCCUCUGCCCCCCGAGGGGCCCUUCGGACACCCCACCAUCCCCGAGGAGAACGGGGAGAACGCUUCCAACAGCACGCUGCCCCUCGCCCAGACCCCCACGGGGGGCCGGUCCCCCGAGCCCUGGGGCAGGGCCGAGUUCCCCUUCGGCGGCCUGGAGGCGUCCCCCGUGGUGUUCCCCCAGCAGCUCCAGCAGUGCGACGUGGCCGAGAGCGCCCAGCCCACGGCCUGUCUUCCUCGGGGGCCGCCCCCGUCCUCCCUCCAGGUCCCCGCGUCCUACCCGGGCAUCCUGCCCCUGGAGGCACCAAAGAGUUGGACUGGCAAGUCACCUGGCAGGAGCCAACCCUCUGUGCCCACCACCACGAAAUGGCAGGACAAACCUAUGCAACCUAUGGGGAGUCAAGGGCAGCUAAGACAUACCAGUCAAGGUAUGGGCAUACCCGUGUUGCCUUACCACGAACCGUCCGAGUCAGUCGGCCACAGCGGCACAAGCACAUUCAGCCUGGACACCAGGUGGUAUGAGCCCCAACCCAGACCUCGGCCCAGCCCUCGGCAAGUCAGGAGGGCUGAGCCCAGUUUACAUCAGGUGGUGCUACAACCUUCGAGGCUUUCUCCUCUGACCCAAAGCCCCCUCAGCUCCCGCAACAGCUCUCCGGAGCUGACCGCCCGUGCCCGGCCGCGGCCGGGCCUCAUCCAGCAGGCCGAGAUGUCGGAGAUCACUCUGCAGCCCCCCGCGGCGGUCAGCUUCUCCCGCAAGUCCACGCCGUCGACAGGAUCCCCCGCUCCGAGCAGCCGGGGAGAGAGCCCCAGCUACCGACCCACCACGGCCUUCACCUCUCUGGCCACUGGCUAUUCUGGCUCCCAGGGCUCCUCCAUGCCCGUGGACACCAUGGAUGUUUUUGGAGAAAUUCCCUCUCCGAGGAGGGCUAGCGAGGAGAUUCUCAGACCGGAGCCUACACCGACAACGGUAGCCACUUCGGGAAAACGUCCAUCUCCGUCCCGGGACGCUGCUGCACCUGAGAGGCUCGAAGCUCUGAAAUACCAGCGGAUAAAGAAGCCCAAAAAGUCAUCCAAGGGCUCCUCGAAAUCCAGAAAACAAUCCAAUGGUUCUGCCUCCCAGGUUCAGCAACUUCCCAGCUCUCAGGUACUGUGGCCUGACGAAGCUGUCUGCCUCCGCAAGAAGAAGAGACACCCUCGUCAGGACCCCUUCGCCCGCCUCUCGGCGCUCAAAGAUGACCUCUGUCACCGGCAGCUCCCUGAAGACCAGACAGCGAUUCUCAACAGCGUGGACCACGACGACUCCGGCGGGCACGCCACCUUGCUUUAGCCUAGCGCCCGCCCCAGAAGGUGUUUUGAGCAGAUGGCCCCCUGCUUUUCAUGGUCUUCGACCUUUAGAGGCUGGAGCUGCAGCCCUCUCUCUUUCAGCUGUGUGCCUGCCAUGAUGCUGGAAUGGGGAAUCCCGCCAGGGCGCCUCAUGGAAGAAUCUCUUUCCUAAACCAUCCUUAACUCCUUCCAACAGCCUCUUCUCCACCUUCUUGGUUGUGGCUGCUGUCGUGGUCAGUCGGUUUGGACAAAGGGGAGCAGGCCACGAAGGGAGAAAAGGUUGUCUGUUCCCCGCUAGACCAAGUCACCUUGCGAUAGACUCUUGCCGCGUUGCUGGGCCCCGCUUUGGCAGAUGGUCUCUCCUUUUGCUUUGGCAACUUCCUCGCUUCUCCCAGCCCUCUGGUUUCCAUGCCCUUCAGGGGGUUUCUUCUCUCCUCCUGCGGACCCGGGACAUUGAAGCUGUGUCAGAUGAUGCCCCAUUUCAUCCCUGUUUGAACUCCGUUUUGUUUUGGUGGUUUGCAAACACAGCUGCUGCUUUCUUUUUUCUUUUGUGCUGCAAAAAUAUAUCUUUAUCUUCA
Messenger RNA from Dromaius novaehollandiae (emu), 5074 nucleotides. RefSeq names its product immunoglobulin superfamily member 9B (gene IGSF9B). The record is from RefSeq and is a predicted model, not a curated record. Gene Ontology annotation, molecular function: protein binding. Gene Ontology annotation, biological process: cell-cell adhesion. The transcript is spliced from 21 exons. The coding region runs from base 178 to 4500 and encodes 1440 amino acids. Lineage: Eukaryota; Metazoa; Chordata; Aves; Casuariiformes; Dromaiidae.